This is a messenger RNA of Drosophila busckii, 1770 nucleotides long. Its product is annotated as toll-like receptor 7. Bases 1 to 1752 code for a protein of 583 amino acids. Lineage: Eukaryota; Metazoa; Arthropoda; Insecta; Diptera; Drosophilidae. The record is from RefSeq and is a predicted model, not a curated record. The transcript is spliced from 2 exons. Gene Ontology annotation, molecular function: protein binding.
AUGCCGCUUAUCGUGGCAACCAGCAAUAUCAUACGCUUUGAGCCGCGGCGCGUUAAAGACUACAAAACGAUGCGUAUACGUAAUAUUUGGUUGCUCCUGCUGCUGCUGCUGCUGAGCAGCUGCAUGGCCGGCGAUGUUUUCCUCACUUGCGACGAGUUCGAGCAGCACAUGUACAUGGAUGCCACUGAGGCAUUUUGCACUGUCAGCUCAUUUAUUGUCACGCACAGUCAAAAUGUUGUGGUCAAGAAUUUCCAGCACGGCAACAUGGUCAAGUUUAUGAAGUUCUAUGACUCAACGCUGCUCUAUGUGCCCUUUCAUUUGUUCGAAACCUUCACGCACUUGAAGACCCUGGAUGUGUCGUAUACAAGUAUUUUGGAGCUAACGCGCAACACUUUUGGUGCUGCUGGCAACUUGACGGUGCUGAACUUGAGCAACAACAAUCUGACCUCGGUGCAGACUUCGGUGUUCAUUGGCGCUGGCGCUUUGAUGCGCCUGGACUUGAGCAACAAUCGCAUAAGUCAGUUGAGUGAAAAUGCAUUUUGUGGUCUGCACAUACUCAACAAGCUGCUGCUGGCGGGCAAUCGACUGAGCGAGCUGCAUAAGGAUAUCUUUAAGGACAAUGAGUAUUUGGAGUCGAUUUCGCUUGAGGCCAAUGCUCUAAGCUAUGUGCAGCCCGAAGUGUUCAAUCGCAUGCGGCGCAUCAAGGAAGUGAAUCUAUCGCUUAAUAAACUAAUCAAACUGCAUCCGGACACAUUUCAGGAGGCAGCCAGUCUGGAGAGUCUGCUGCUUGCCUCCAACUCGCUCACAGCUUUCCAUUUGAGCAACAAGAGCAUUGUGCAUCAGCUGCAUUUGGACUACAAUCAGCUAAGCAAUUUGACCAUCAAUGCCACGCGCUUUGUGCGCGCCAAUUACAACAACAUUACGCAUUUGUUUAUGCAUCAGGCGCUGCAGCUGGAGACGCUCGAGCUGCGCGGCAAUCGGCUGCAGAGCAUGGUCAACAUCACCAACUUGACAUCGCUGCUGCAUUUGGAUUUGGCCUACAAUCCCAUUGGUCCCUUGAGCGUCAGCAGCUUCGAUCAGCUUAAGCGACUGCGUAAUCUUUAUCUGCGCGCCACGGGCAUUCGGGAUUUAACCUUUGGCAUGUUCUCCAAGCAAAAGUAUCUCGAAGUGCUGGAUCUGAGUUUCAACAAUCUCAGCUCACUCAAUUUGGAUCUCUUUGUGCCGUAUCUGAUCAAUCUCAAGCAGUUCUAUGUGGACGGCAAUGCGCUGAGCGAACUGCAAGGCAAUCGCAGCUUCACCCAAGUCUUUCCUCUGCUGCAAAAACUCGGCAUCUCUCGCAAUCGCUUCAACUGCUCCUAUCUGCAUCAUCUACUCAUUCCCCCGUACCUGGCCGAGUCUGUCGCCCUGCACAUUGAGCCCGACGACAGCGUUGAGGAGACGCCGCACAUACGCGAUGUAAGCUGCAUUAGUUUGUCGCCCACAACUGCAGCGUCGCCUGCUCCCAGCAGCAGCUUGGCCUCGCUGCCUGUGCUCCAACAACAGCUGGAGCUGCUUCGCUCCCACACCAAACAUCUGGAAAUGCAUUUGUUUCUCAUGAAACUCUUUCUCUAUGUGGUGGCUUCUCUGGUCUGCGUUUCGCUUGUGGCUUUAAUCACUCUGCGCUACUUGAAGCUGCGUCGCUCCGGGCGCUACAAUCGCAGCAGCAUUGUCUUCCAGUCCAAUGCCACCAUGGAUGCCAAUCUGACAAUGUAGUUUAGCUUACACAUCACC